ACCGAGGUGGCGGUUACUUGUGCUUUGACAUGCGUUUCAGUGCUAAGAUGAAAGGGUUUUUGUGAUGCUGACAUUCUUGCACAGGUUGUUCUCACCAAGACUAUUCGUACAAGGCAUGCAUUUGAAUUGUCAAGUGUGUUUCACAAUGCAAGAAACACAAAUCACUGAAACGAGGUCAAGUGCACACAAAGGCGGAUUGUGUACAUGCUUGGUCUGAAAAUCGUGCGUAAAUUCAAGUUGGAGUCGAGGAAUUGUCUGUGGCCACACCGGUUUUUCACGAAGCACCGACAUUGCUGUAAUGUUCAUCCCACAAUCGUUUAAUACAAACCUAGUACUGCAGCACACCCUCAAAGAUGCAAGUAGUGCCAUCAUUAGACUUGAAGGUGACAGAUCUACACCGGAGGUCGUGGUGGACAGGAAGCUUGGUGAAGGGGGCUAUAAUGAAGUUUUUUUGAUAUCUUGGCUCUCGGGCUGGGACGACUCCACAGGAUCCAAGUCUUUCGCUUUACGUAUUCCGAAACCAGACACUCUCCUGCCUCAUCAGCUAUUAAACGAGGUCGCUUCCAUAUCCUUGGUAUCUGCACGUUGUCCCAACAUUCCAGUCCCCAAGACAUACGCAUUCAGCGCUGACGGACCGAAUCCAUUCAUCGCUCAAGAAUAUAUCGAUGGCGAACCUUUGAGUACUAUAUGGAAUCGCUAUACCGAGACGGAGAAGCAUUCAGUCGCCCUGAAGAUCGCUGAGAUAAUUGUUGAUAUGGCGCAGACACGUUUCAGUGCUAUAGGCGGGUUUGCCAGUCCCACAAGUUAUACCCUUGGACCGACUGUAGAGGGAAGCAAGUUCUUCAAGGGACGCAGCAAAUUUCACUCCAAUAGAUGCUACCCCAUCGGCCCAUACAAAACCACAAAGGAAUACAUUCUCGCUUGCUACGACAAAGAGAUAUACUAUUAUACCCAUGCUCCCACGUCCGAUAUCGAUUCGGAUCUUUUCGAAAUCACGUCCGUCGAAAAUUUUGUACUGCAGCUACGAGAUGAGAAGCGUCAGCUAGAGAUCAACUUUGUCGCCGAAGACGAACCAUUCGUGCUCGUGCAUGGAGACUUUCACGGUCGGAAUAUCAUCAUGCACGGUACGCAGGUACAAGCUGUCCUCGAUUGGGAGUUUGCAGGUGCAUAUCCUUUGGGUGAGCUGUUAGGAGGGAUGGGAGUCGAUGUCGUGGAAAUCGAGGACGAAGAAUCAGAACAGGAGAAUGUACUUUGGAGCAGGGAGAUUAUGCGCAGGGUCGAAGAGACGGCGAGACAGAGAGGAUGGGAUGAGAAGGAGCUAACGCUGUUAUUGGGCGAUGGAGAUCCUGUCUUGGGUAAAGCAAGGACAGAAAUGUUCCCCGCUGUGUACUGAAUAAUGCGCUGGGUAGGUUCUUUUCUUUGUAACUUUCAUUAGUUUUGUUACGAAUCAGAAGCCGCGGUUCAUCACCUCAUCACUAGAACGGUUGUGAGUGAUCAAUUUGUUCUAACGGUGAGUGCUGAAAUUUGA
This is a messenger RNA of Suillus subaureus, 1528 nucleotides long. RefSeq names its product kinase-like domain-containing protein. The coding region runs from base 299 to 1393 and encodes 364 amino acids. The record is from RefSeq and is a predicted model, not a curated record. Lineage: Eukaryota; Fungi; Basidiomycota; Agaricomycetes; Boletales; Suillaceae. The transcript is spliced from 4 exons.